AUGGGCUCCAUCCUCCAUGCAAUCCUGGCUGUGAAUGAGACCAGUGACUAUUUUCUGACAAACAGAGUACUGGAAAAGUAUUAUCUCUCCACCAUGUACAGCCUUGAGUUCAUUAUAGGUGCCAUUGGAAACACCAUCGUGGUGUUUGGCUAUGUUUUCUGCCUGAAAAAAUGGAAAAGCGGCAACAUCUACCUGUUCAAUUUAUCCAUAUCAGAUUUGCUGUUUCUGUGCACUCUGCCAAAUCUGGUGAACAGCUACUCCAAAGAUCAGUGGGCAAAGGAGAGCAUCCUGUGCCACAGCAACAGAUUCCUGCUGCACGCCAACCUGUACAGCAGCAUCCUCUUCCUCAUGGUUAUCAGCGUUGACCGGUACAUGCUGAUGAAACACCCCUUCAGGGACCACAUCCUGCAGAAGAGGAGCACAGCUGUUAUGGUGUCUGUUGCUGUAUGGAUCGGGGUGAUCCUGGAGCUGCUGCCUCUGCUGCAUUUCCUGGAGCCUAUAACACCUGACAAUAACUACAAGUGUCUUGACUACGCGAGCUCCGGAGACCCCGUGACAAACCUCGUCUACAGCAUGUUCCUGACCGUCUUUGGCUUCCUCAUUCCCCUGCUGACCAUGUGCUGCUUCUAUGUGAAGAUGGUUCGUUUUCUCCAGAACAGGAGCGAGCAGAUCCACUCUGCCCUGACCCUGGAGAAGCCCCUGACCCUGGUGAUCCUCACCGUGGUGAUCUUCUCCCUGCUCUUUACUCCCUACCACGUCAUGCGCAACGUCCGGAUCGCCUCCCGAAUUCCGGCCCUGAACGUCUCUGAGUGCACCAAGGGAGUCAUCAGCACCAUUUACAUCAUCACCAGACCCUUUGCCUUUCUAAAUAGUGCCAUCAAUCCCGUUUUUUAUUUCCUGAUGGGUGACCACUUCAGAGAGAUGCUGAUGGCCAAAACAAGACAGCUCCUGGGCAGGCUGACAAGCACUGGGAAGUGA
Molecule: messenger RNA, 978 nt
Organism: Agelaius phoeniceus (red-winged blackbird)
Lineage: Eukaryota; Metazoa; Chordata; Aves; Passeriformes; Icteridae
Gene: SUCNR1
Product: succinate receptor 1
Biological process (GO): G protein-coupled receptor signaling pathway
Cellular component (GO): plasma membrane
Molecular function (GO): G protein-coupled receptor activity
Source: RefSeq, a predicted model, not a curated record